GCGAGGCGGCGAGCAGCCAGCGCAGCUUGUGCGCAUGUUUUCAUGUCUGGAUGGUGUAACGGCGCAGGUCUUCAUCAUUGCAUGGGGUUCAUGUCCAGCUGGGAGAAGAGCGAAGGAUUUGCAAAAAUAAUAACUGGCCUUUGAGAUCGGAGACAACUCGACAAAUCAGCUGGCAUCAUGGGCAAAGUGCAGGGCGGGAUGAAAUGCGUGAAAUAUCUGCUGUUCGCCUUCAACUUCAUCUUCUGGCUGUCGGGGCUGCUGGUGCUGGCGGUGGGACUGUGGCUCAGGUUUGACCCGGAGACAGUGGAGCUCCUGAAAGACGACGGCGCCCCUAACACCUUCUUCAUAGCUGUGUACAUCCUCCUCGGUGCAGGAGGUCUGAUGAUGAUCGUCGGGUUCUUCGGUUGUUUCGGGGCCGUGCGUGAGUCGCAGUGUCUCCUCGCAUCGUUCUUCGCUUGCCUUCUGAUAAUCUUUGGAGCGGAGAUCACAGCCGGCGUGUUUGGAUUCCUAAACAAGGAACAGAUCGCUGAGGAAGUCCAGAAGUUCUACAGCAGCUCCAUCUCUGAUACCAGCAAUCCCAAUGGAACCAUAAUAGCAUCAAUUUACCACAAAACUCUGAACUGCUGUGGGAGCUCCACACCUGAAGUGACUAGCGUGUUGUGUGCAGAUGUUCCAGAGGACACCCAGGACUGUCUGGUGGCAAUAAGAGAUUUCGUCAAUGAAAAGCUACACAUCAUUGGAUACGUAGGGAUUGGAAUAGCAGGAGUGAUGAUCAUAGGAAUGAUCUUCAGUAUGGUGCUGUGUUGUGCCAUCAGGAACAGCAGGGAGGUUAUAUAGAUGUUGAGAUGGUCCCCUCCUCUCCAACCCCACCGACUGAGACCGCCACAUGCUCACUCAACCCUUCGUAAUCAACCCGUCCGCAUGAGAAGAGCACCAAAGUUCCAUUCCAACGCCACCUCCUGUAGUCCAGUUUGUGGUGGGGAGGUCCACCGAGAGACAACAAGAAACCCCACUCAGUCCCAGUUAUCUGCAGACCACGUUCAACACGAUAGGCUGGAUCGUCCACACCUCCUCCACUCCACCAGCACUGAAAUACUAAUUUGUUUCUCUGUUCGUCUCCGUAACACAUGCUCUGCUUCCAGCACAACCCUGUGACAUUCCUCGCUUUUGACGUCCUGAUGUUAGACCGCUGGUGCAGAGGCCACCGUCCUGAGACAUGGUCCAUGAAGCCUUCUUCGACACAGGAAUGUUGCGACUGAGGAGUAUUGCUGUAAAUAUGGACACCUGUUUUAUACAUCUGCUGUUAACAAUAUUUAUUCUAGCCCCUCUAGGCCUAAUGCCAAUCAUACCUUGUGUGCUUCCGUGUUUUGAGGACAAGCCUACCUUUGCAGAGUACAUUUCCAUUAUGUGCCUAUUUAGUCACACAGUCAAGCCUCCAACUUCUGUACUAUCUGCCUACUUCUUGUGAUCUCAAUAUGUACGUUAUGACUGCGCUCCCUGCCACCUCACUCAAGUAUUUCUACUGUAAAGCACAAUAGAGAAAGUGUAGACAUGAUAUCAACCCAAAGGGUUAGGAAGGUCUUAUGAUAAACUGCCCCCCUGUAAAUCUCCAAGUUAUAAGUGAGUUGCGUAACGUUUUGUGCUGAGCUCUUCUGGAGUGUGUUUGAACUGUAACAGUAAGCGAGUUUGCAUUCUUUUUUUGGCCGUGGUUUUAUUGUGGAUGUAAAUUUUGUUGGUGUGCCAAUAAGAUGUGAAUUAUAGAAUAAUAUAGUUUAUGUCAAACUGUUAACCAUAAUAAAAACAUCGGGUGCUUUUA
Messenger RNA from Acanthochromis polyacanthus (spiny chromis), 1816 nucleotides. RefSeq names its product tetraspanin 2a (gene tspan2a). Bases 178 to 837 code for a protein of 219 amino acids. NCBI's taxonomy places the organism in Eukaryota, Metazoa, Chordata, Actinopteri, Pomacentridae. The record is from RefSeq and is a predicted model, not a curated record. Gene Ontology annotation, cellular component: membrane. The transcript has 8 exons.